CACAACAUUACACACACACACUUGGGAGUUAAAGAAAAAGAGAAGAAGAGAAAACUCUUUUUUUUUGGGUGUGUCAAGUAUCUGUUCUUCCUUUUCUCGUGCUUCUAUCACGAGAUCUGUCACAAGACUCUCGGGACUAAAAAGAAAGUAAAGAGAAAGAAAGAAGAAGUGUAGAUUCCAUAAAUGGACAUGAAAAGCAACAACCACCAGCAACAGCAACAAGUACUUGAUGGCUCGGACAUAGUUGAGCUGGUGGAAAACGAGAGAGUGUUCGACAAGUUUGUGGAACAAAAGUUUCAACAGUUAGACCAGGACGAAGAUGGUAAGCUCUCCGUGACUGAGUUACAACCCGCCGUUGCUGAUAUCGGCGCUGCUCUUGGUUUGCCUGCUCAGGGCACUUCCCCUGAUUCCGAUCACAUCUACUCCGAGGUCUUAAACGAAUUCACUCAUGGAAGUCAAGAGAAAGUGAGCAAAACCGAGUUCAAAGAAGUGUUGUCGGACAUUUUGUUGGGUAUGGCUGCUGGUCUGAAACGUGAUCCUAUCGUCAUCCUCAGGAUGGACGGUGAGGAUCUCUCUGAGUUUGUUCACGGUCCUGGAUACGAAACCGAGAUAGUCUCUAUCUACUCAGAGCUCUCUACUUGCGAUGACGCAUCGCUCCGUGACUGUAUUGUCAAAGCUCUCCAGUCUCUUUCUGUUGAUCAUGGAAUGCCUCCCAACGAUCCUUGGGUACUGAGCAACAUAGUAGAACCAAUAGUCGACUCUUGUCUUGAUGAAGAAGAUAAGAGGGAGAAGACUGCGUCUCAGGAGAGAUUCUUGGAAGCAUUUAAGAGAGUCGUGGAGAAAGUGGCUCAACGUCUCAAUGAACAGCCCGUGAUUGUGGCUCACAGCGAAAACACUUUCGAUGGGAGCGGCGUCAGGAGGCUCUUGUCCAAUAAAUUCGAGUUCGAUAAGGCACUAAACGUUGCUAUGGAGACAAUUCCAAAAGACCGUCACGGUAAGGUGUCUAAAGAGUAUCUGCGAGCUGUGCUGGAUACAGUUGCACCAUCGGCUACAUUACCACCAAUAGGCGCUGUGUCCCAGAUGGACAAUAUGAUAAUGGAAGCGUUGAAGAUGGUGAAUGGGGAUGAUGGAAAGAUGGUGAAGGAAGAAGAGUUUAAGAAAACAAUGGCGGAGAUAUUGGGAAGUAUAAUGUUGCAGCUAGAGGGUAAUCCGAUAUCGGUUUCAUCAAACUCGGUGGUUCACGAGCCGCUCACCUCGGCUACCUUACUGCCGGCACAAACAGAGGAGGAGCCUUCAAAUUAAUCAUAGUGGAGUGUUUACACGGGAAAGAAAAUGAUGGUUUAAGAGUGUUUACUUUACUUUACCCCCUCCAAGUUUUAGAUAAACGAGGAAAACCUUAUUUGCUAUCGGAUAUAUAAGAAAAGCCACCCCAUUCGCUCUCUAAAUGGGGGCUUUCUUGUGAACAGAUUGAAAGUUUGGGGUUUCCUCUUGUGGUGGGUGUGGUGAUCUAUAUGCUCAUGCCUUUUCUUUUUCUUUUUAAUUAUCUUAUGGAAUGCAUAAUGUUUUUUACUCUGCGUUUUAUUUAUUUCGUAUAAAAUAAUCUAUGUUAAUGAUA
Capsella rubella is the source of this 1615-nucleotide messenger RNA. RefSeq lists its product as uncharacterized. The coding region runs from base 184 to 1302 and encodes 372 amino acids. The transcript has 5 exons. The record is from RefSeq and is a predicted model, not a curated record. NCBI's taxonomy places the organism in Eukaryota, Viridiplantae, Streptophyta, Magnoliopsida, Brassicales, Brassicaceae. Gene Ontology annotation, molecular function: calcium ion binding.